AUGGAAGCUAAAUUACAAAAGCUCAAAGUGACGGAACUCAAAGAACUCCUCGCGAAACAUCACCUAGUCCAGACGGGGAAGAAAGAUGAUUUAGUAAAGAGAUUGUUGGAUAAUAACGUUAGCUUGGACGAUGAGCCGACUGAAGAAUUGUUCGACCCAGAUAUCACUGCGCCUGUUCCUUCUAUAGCUCAAACAUCCACUACAGCUCCGGCGACCUCGACGACAGAGCAACCCACCUCAAAAGCAGCUCCUACCGAACCCGCCGACGAAAUACCUUCAGAAGAUACUCUCACGCCCGAACAAAAAGCAAUGAAAGCCCGAGCCGAACGAUUCGGCAUUCCCUUCAAUCCCAAGGCCGCAUCUACAAAACAGACACAGAAACCGCCAACAUCCAAGAAUGGUGAUGGCAAUACGAAGAAAGAACCUGCCAAUGCCAAUGCCGGUCCACAGAAGAAAGAAUCACAACAGAAGGCAGGAUCCAUAGAUACUACUUCUCUGGGGAUUAGUCAAGAUGUUUUGGCUAAACGGGCUGCCAAAUUUGGUUUACCCGAGAAGAAAGAUAAAGAAUCUGCCCCUCCUGCCCCUGCUGCUAAAUCUACUGAAAAGAAAGUAGAGAGUAAGAAAGAGGAAAUAACUCCUGAAAUGGCAGAAAAGAUCGCUAUCGAAGAAGAGAAGAAAAGGAAAAGAGCAGAGAAAUUCGGUUUGAACAAACCUGCCAAUGGUGAUGGCAAUGGUGGUGGUACUGAACCGGACACGAAAAAGGUAAAAGUAUAG
Molecule: messenger RNA, 774 nt
Organism: Kwoniella mangroviensis CBS 8507
Lineage: Eukaryota; Fungi; Basidiomycota; Tremellomycetes; Tremellales; Cryptococcaceae
Exons: 6
Coding region: 1-774 (257 amino acids)
Biological process (GO): poly(A)+ mRNA export from nucleus
Cellular component (GO): nucleus
Source: RefSeq, a predicted model, not a curated record